Molecule: messenger RNA, 6311 nt
Organism: Cloeon dipterum
Lineage: Eukaryota; Metazoa; Arthropoda; Insecta; Ephemeroptera; Baetidae
Exons: 19
Coding region: 243-6218 (1991 amino acids)
Source: RefSeq, a predicted model, not a curated record
UAUAUUUAUGCCAACGCCCUCCGCCACGGACGAUUUUUUUUGAAAACAAUUAAUUUCCCUCGCAACAGAUAGCAACUAGACACUUGACAUAGCUGCCAGUACUCGUUGAGUUGUGAUCGGAACAAAAGACGGAAACAAAAUGGUACAUCAUCAUCCUGUAGGAAGACUGACGUUGUAAAGGGAAGGAUUCGUUCACUUUUGAAGAUUUGACUCGAUCUCUGGUGCAUUCCUGAUUAAGAAAAAUGAGUGCCGAGAACAGCAAUGUGUCCAAGAUCCGCGUAUUGCGCGCUGAGCGGCGAGGAGUCCUUCUGUACCUACUAUGCGUCAAGGUGGACUCGCUUAAAUCCAUCAAAGACAUCAUGGCCACCUUGGCUCCUCGACUAGAAGCUCAGGACCCACCUAAGAGCGAGCGGGAGUUGAUUGACUCGUCAGUGGCCGUGCGAGUCGAGCGCAAAUGGCUCAGAGGCACGAUGUGUCCCAAUGGCAUUGUUGACUUUUUUGACUUGGGCUUCAAAGAUGCUGUGUCCUUGAAAGAUGUGAGAGUGGCGCUGCCAGAAAUGCUUAAGUUGCCCAAGAUGACUUUCUGGGCUGUGCUCAAAGACUUUUACGCGCACUGUGGCAAGUCAACCAUUGAAGAAGAUCUCCGGGCAGUGGAAUUUGAGCAGAAGUCCAUUACAAAACUGAACAACCUCCUUAUGGUCGAUCUGGUGAGGAAUGGUGUCGGGCUGUCACAUUCCUUGGAGACUGACGCUCUGGGAGUGCUGGUGGCCAGUGCAGACUUUGCAGACCACUGCCAGCUAGAGACGCACCAAGAAAAGAUCAUCUCUUGCCUCUGGCAAGGGCGGCCUGUGCCAAACAUAGACUCCAACGAAGUAUUGACCAUGGGUCGAGUGCUGCCAGUAGGUGUCCGGCUUGCCGCGAAAGUGGCCUCUGCGCCCAAAGGGCCGCACCUGUUCAACGUGCUACUCGAUUGCCACCAGCACGUGCUCAACCUGAUCAAUAAGGUGCCUGAGAACAUUCUGCAGAGUUGUUUAGUUGGUGAGGCGUGCAUGGUGCAAAUGGAUGAGGAAAAAGGCCACUUGGAACGGGCCAUCAUCCGUGAACUUCGUGAUGACCAUGCUGUCGUCCUUCUCUUGGAUGUAGACUUCUCACUGACUCAAGUGAGCCUUUCCUCUCUGAGACACAUGCCUCCCUACCUGAAGCAAAUCCCGCGCCUGUUAACCCCAGUGACCAUGUUUGGGGCUGAGCGUUUUUCCGACUCGUGCACAAAAGCCUUCAGCAAUAUGGUGGAAGGCAAACUGCUGGAGAUGAUCGUUCUGCCUGGCGACGGCACCACCCUGCAGAAGUGCUCGCUGAGUAUGGACAAUCGCAACGUGCUUGAUACAUUCACUGAGCAAGUCAUCUCGAACACUUACAAACAUGAAGAACUUGCUCAGGGAACCAGCGUCAUGGUGCGUCUGACAGGUGUGCGUUACAGGAGAAGCGGCGAGCUAUCCUUCUUUGCUCAGUCGGCUUCCAAUAAACUACAACUGGAAAUUCUAAAUGAGGAAGUAAACAAUUACUGUAAAAUUCAGCCAGCGCGGAAGCAAGAUUUUCUCACUGGUGACGCGGUUUUUGCCAGAAGUGCCGAUACAUGCGGCAGGUGGAUGCGGGCGGUUGUGGUCGCCUGCCAUGGUAGCUACUCCAAUGUAAUCUUCGUGGACGGAGGUUUCGAGUCAGAGGUGCACGAGUUGGUGCCAGCCCCGCGGGAGCUUGUGCUGGAACCGAAGGCGCAGGCUGUUGAGUGCUAUUUCGUGGACCUUGAGAUCAAUAAGAGCGUGGCAUCUGCUUUGAGGUCGUUCAUUGGGGAAAAGUGCUAUGUUAUGAAGGUAAUGGCCUGCCUGGAGAAUUACAAGUACAAGGUGUCGUUGCUCGACCCUGCUGACUAUCCGCCCUCUAACAUUAUCAACUUGCUUGAGCCAUACGCGAGCGGGCAUUGUCAUGAGUCGAUGAGCAGUGUGCACACUGCCAGGUCUGGUGGAUCAUCCCAUCUGCAUGGCUACUUCACUCCGCCCUCAAAACUGGCUGCUGUCGCAAGCACCUCGACUACGCCAACCCCUCCGAUUCGUAUUAUUUCACCAAGCUUGAGCCAAGGUCUAUGCUUUGAAACAUCACCAUUUAAGUCUGAGGCGAGUGCAGACAUGAACGCAGUCCCCCAGGCAGAUUUGACCAAUUGCAGAACACCAAGUUUAGACUCUCUGCAGUCUCCCUUCACGGUCAGCUGCCGCAGAAAGUCUGAAUGCAACAGUGUGACAGACAUGGUUGUUCCUAAGAAGAACAGGCUGGACGAUGAGACUGCGCAGCCCGUCAUGAGAACUCCGAUUGUUUCCCCACCAGACAGCCAAAGUUCACCCAUGUUGGCAAAACCAGCACUAAAUUACUUGUCGAUGGUUAUUAACCCGUCAAGUAAGUUUUUCGGCACUCUCUCGUGGAUGGUGAGUCCAUCAAAAUUCUUCCUUCAGCCGGCUAUCUUUGCGGAUUUGCUGAACAAUCUAAUGGCCAAAAUCGAAGAUAUUGACCCUGACAACUCCCUCCCACCACUCUCUGUUGAAGUUGGAAAACCGUGCUUGGCCAAGUACGAAGGCGCCUGGUAUAGAGCAAAGGUGGUAGGCAACCCCAUUGAAGGCAAGGUGGAUGUGCAAUACGUGGACUAUGGAAAUACGGCAAAGGUAUCUCUGUUGCACGACAUUCGCGACAUAAGCAUGCAACUGUUGGAGCUGCAAACGCAAGCCAUACCCUGUAGUCUCCGCGGAGUCGCUGGCAAGACAAAUUGGAGUAUGAGGGAAGCUGACCUGCUCACAGACUUGAUUUCCGACUGUAAAAUUACUGUGGAAGUUCUUGGCGUUUGGAAUGACACGUUCAGUGUGGUUAUCACAAAGGGCAAGGUCAACGUCAAUCUUGCUCUGAAAGCGACAAUGGAAAAUCUCGCUCCUCUAAAUCACAUCCCAGAUAGUCGUGCUCCAGACGAAGGGGAAGCGACUGUCUCCUGGUUCAAUUCCCCAACAAACUUUUACCUUCAGGCUAAAAAAUCCUUGUCAAACCUGGCAAAUCUGCAAAAGCAGUGUAACAUGUGCUUCAAAGGGUGCAACCUGAACGAGAAGAAGCUGAAAGUUGGACACUUUGUGCUGGCGCAAAGCGUGGCUGAGACGUUCAGCAGAGCUGAAGUUCUUGCUAUCCGCGGAGAAAAAGCGCGCCUUUUACUUAUUGACUUUGGCCAAACCAUGGUGGCAAACAUUGACACCCUGUUUCCACUGCCUGACCAAUUGAUGGCCGUUGAGAAGUACGCCUUUCGGUGCUCGCUGUUUGAUGUGGAGCCGUACCCUGCUGCUGAGUGGCCUAAGGCUGGCCAAUGCACCGCCAUUGACCAGCUCUUCCAAAGCACCAAUCUAACCUACAGGGCGGUCGGCAGCGAGCAGCAAGGGGUCACUUCGGUUGUGAUCAAGAUUGACGGCGAGGACAUCCGUGACCUGAUGCAACUUCGACACGUUGCCCUGAGAGCCAUUGACGAAAACCAAGAGGACAUGAAGUCGUACUACGUGUCAAGCUACGAAUUGUUGCCCUUGGUCUAUGUGAGUACCGAGGAAAACUUAAAAAAUAUUUGUUGGAUCAAGCAACAGCUGCAAGUCGAGAACUUGAGGGAAAUGCGCGACAUUGAGCCAGGACAAAACUGCAUCAUUGACCUGGGCGACAGGGGCAGCUGGCACCGGGCAAAAAUGCAGCCAGACCGGCGCCUCAGCCUCAUCGACUUUGGUGUGGCCUUUCCUGUAAAGGGCCCGGUCUACGAGGUGCCGUCGAGCAUGAAAAAGAUUCCGCCGCAAGUGAUCACCACGUGCUUUGCCGUUCAGCCUCCUGGGGGCUCAAGCAGCUUCAGCGCGGCAGCCAUCAACAAGCUGCUAAGCAUGACCUGCGUGGGUACUCCAAAAAAGGUUGUAUGCAGGGAAAUCGGUUGGCAGGCCGGAAUUUUGUACCUCGAACCACAACCACUCCGCGGAAGAAUCGAGCACUUGAAAAUCGAGAUGAAGGACCUGGUAGAGUUCUCCGCCACAAGGGUGAUUGUCAGCCACUUUGAGACAGCCCACUGCGUCUACCUGCAAGAGGACCUGGCUCAGGUUGCCUGGAUGGAGAACCAGAUGACAAUGCCCAGGGAACAACUACCCUUUGUCGAAGUUGGCCAGCUCUGUGCCUCUGAAUAUGAUGGGCUCAUGUACCGCUGUAGAGUCACUUCUAGCACCAAAAUCCACUUCAUCGACUAUGGUAAUGUGGACUCAAGCGACAAGUGGUGGAAACUUACUCCAGAAGAAGAAGCCGUGCCGCCGCUGUCUAGAAAGUGCAGCUUGCGUGGCGCAGACGACAUGACCUCCGAGGAAGAAAUGGCCAUGGCAGAUCUUCUGUCUACAAACGAAGAGUACGAGGUCGUCUUUGUGGGCAGGGACGAGAUCGUCAUUUUCAAGAGCAAAGAGGGCCUGAUGGAGGUUGCCAAGAGAAUGGCGCCGCAGAGACAGCAGGUGCUAGCGAUCGAACAGGAGACAACACCAGUGACAGAGCAACUCACCAACCUUUCAGUGCUGGACACAGAAAACGUUCCUGAGGAGAUGACGCGAGUGGAGGAGCAACUCACCAACCUUUUAGAUCAGGACACAGAAGAAGUCCCUGCUGACGCCGUUGAGGAAGAAGCUGAUCCUGAAAAUAAAUUCUGCGAAAACAGAGAUGUUUUGGAACUGGCAAACGAGCUCGAUGAAUCUGAAUCUGAGCACUCAUUUGACCAGGAUGAGUCUGAGGCCAUCCCAAUCAAGCCAGACAAGCCUGCAGCGGAGGAAAUGACACAAGCCGCGUUGGUGCCUCAAGAACUCCACAACGGUGUUGUGCUAGAACCCAAGGAGGAGCCAGAGGAGGAGGUCCUUGAGGAAAACCACCAAUCCGUCACAGAAGAAGACACUCCCCCUGCCAAGCCUGAUGUGGAGUUCCGCAGGUACUUCGUCUCAAUGUAUGUGUCGUCCAAAGACUUCCACCUGCAGCCAGAUCCUGAAGCCAUCCUGCAUUACUCUGAGGAGCUAUCCCAGAUGCCAGACUACGACACUGCAAAACUGUUCAAAGGCGACGUGUGUGCUGCCCUGAGCGACACCUCGCACCUGUGGAGCCGCGCACAUGUCGUCACAUUGCGGCCCCCCACCGUCUACUUUUUUGAUACAGGCCGCGUCGAGAUGGUCACCAAGUUCAAGCAACUCAACGAGGAGCAAAGAGAUACCUUGCCCAUGGCCAUCAAGUGCGAGUCUCACAUUGGCGAGCCCGACGGUGGUCUCAGGGAGGGCGUUUGGAUCAAGGCCAAGCUGAAGGAUGGGUGCGCGGAGAUUCCAAACGAGAAGAGCAAGGCUGUUGUCACUCAUUACGAGUCGCACUGCGAGCUGUACCUGCGUCUCGUGGACGACGACCUGACUCAGAUGGAGGCGGAGCUAGGCCUUGGCAUGCUCGUCUCCACGGUGAAUGAUGGUGAACUGUACGCAGCGCAGACAGCUGCGGGAGCGUGGCGGCGCGCAAAGGUGACCUGCAUCGCAAGGGAGGGCUGCGAGGUGUUCUUCGUGGACCACGGCGACUACAGCACCGUGCUAAAGCUGCGCCACCUGGGCGCCAAGUGGCGCGAGCGCCCAGCGGCAGCCAACCUGUGCUUCUUGAGGCCGGUGCCGCCGCCCGAGGCUAGGGAGCACGUCCGCGAGCUGCUGCAGCCCGGUGUGCAGGUCGAGGUCAGCGGCCUGGUCCCGUGCAGCCCGGCCUCCGAGGUCAGCGUCUUCCUGGACGGCGUCGAUGUGGCCAAGGCGGAGCCGCCGCGGUUGCGCCCCGAGGCUGACGCCUUCGUGCCGCAGCGCUUGCCCAUGCCCAUCGGCCACCAGGCGAUGGCCACCUUUGUCAGCAGCGUGCCCCGCGACAGCGCACUCUGGGAUGACACCGUGAACGCUGUCGGACAAUUUCUGCUUUAUGCUGAUAAGCUUGGAAUCCUCUCGGAGAGUGGCAAGGCCAUAGUACAGGGUGCGUUCAUUAAUCAUAGAAACGGAUAUGCCGGGGGAAUGGACACCCCAGAGAGAAACUCUCCUGACUCGGAAGGGGACAAGUUGCCAGAAGAGACCAACGCUACUCCUCGAAAAUCGUCUUUUACUGGCAUCGCUCCCUCCAGAUUUUGCAUCUGACUAUUAAAUUUCAGUUUGAUUCUUUUUAAUUUGUUUGUAACCGUCACCCAAGUGUAGCAAACGCAGUGAAUAAAAGUUAACUUAAAUAUCAGA